CCUGGCUUGGCCCCGCAUCUCACGCCCGCAGCUCCCCCCAUGCGGGGAACGAAUUGGGGGAUGGAGAACGUGCAGAGCGGGCGGGACUCGGCCGGUUCACGGCAGCAUCGGCGGGGCCCGCUUUGCCGAGUCCCGGGCCUCCUCUGUCCUUUUUUACCUGUUGGCUGGGACUCGGGCGUGUGAUACAGCAGGAUCCAUUACUUCAAGAUUUGGAAAGAAUAGACGAACAGGUUGGAGAUCAAAGGGUCAAUGAUUCAAGUCAUGUUUUGGUCACAAAAGGCCUAGAUUUGUCUCGCCUUCUUACACGACAGCUCUGGGUUGUCUUGGGCUAUCUUUAUCACGGGGAAGCAUCCGAGAGAUCGCGAUGAGACUUGUCUGUCUCAAGAGACACGCAGAAUCAGCAUGUCGAGUCUGACGCAAUGCGAGCUACUUGUGUCCCGUCGCACCGCUGUGAACCCAACCACAUGUUCCCGCCAAGCGCGUCAUCUGAUAUUGACCCGCCGUGUGACCUUCGACUGCCGAAUCUCCAACAUUCCAUGGUGCUGUGAUACAGCCACGGAAUACCAUUACAUUACCCCCGCCCCGGUCUCCCGACUGGGCGGGAGCACAGCAACGGCCCCCCAUCCUUGGAGUGGUGGGCUAGCCGUUAUCGUUUGCAACCUCUCUGACACGGAAUUGCAAUAUCAUCACUUACGGAGGCGCACUCGCCUUCUCUCGCCGGCAUCUCCGCGAGGUCGGGCCCGGCCGACGGGGGGCAUACGAGUCGGCCUAUGCCGGUGUGGUAAUAGCUCCCAGCCAAGAACCACCCGCUCUGCCUUAUGGAGGCACACACGUUCAUGCCCGCGCAGCACGGGCUGGUGUCACUAUCGUCCUUGGCACACCUCCGGUGCCCCGUCGACAGAAAACGGCCUUUCCACAUUUCGAUAUGUAACCUCUACUGAUUCCCGGGUAUCCUUGAGUAUCAAGACGAUUUCUCAACACGGGCGCCCAGCAAUGGGUCUAAAUUAUCAAUCUAUGCCAAUAGCAACCAUCCGCGCCAACGGUGAUAAUGAUCGCGGAUGUAGGUAUACGCAAAAGAGCGAGUACCCGCCAUGGCAACCCCAGACGUCUCAGGCCGCGUCCGUCUGAGCCCCGGUCGACUUACCAUGCUCCCGUCAUCACAACUGGCGUGAUG
Messenger RNA from Chaetomium fimeti, 1174 nucleotides. RefSeq lists its product as uncharacterized. Lineage: Eukaryota; Fungi; Ascomycota; Sordariomycetes; Sordariales; Chaetomiaceae. The transcript has a single exon. The record is from RefSeq and is a predicted model, not a curated record. The coding region runs from base 403 to 1128 and encodes 241 amino acids.